Molecule: messenger RNA, 904 nt
Organism: Aedes aegypti (yellow fever mosquito)
Lineage: Eukaryota; Metazoa; Arthropoda; Insecta; Diptera; Culicidae
Product: coagulation factor X
Exons: 4
Coding region: 85-867 (260 amino acids)
Biological process (GO): proteolysis
Molecular function (GO): serine-type endopeptidase activity
Source: RefSeq, a predicted model, not a curated record
AGAAAUUUCUCUCAGAAUGGCUGUUAUCUAGCUAUAAAAGUUAGUGAUUAUGCAGUACAAGGAGCAGUGUAGUCAACCUUUCGUAUGACAAUGAAACAUUUGAACCUGUUAAUAACCAUCAUAUGCUGCUUCGGUGCUCAGGCGCAAUCAGAUCCAAUCCCACGUAUCAUCAAUGGACACGCUUCUCCAAAUGUGGGAUAUAACGCAUACAUCCUUUACUUGACAGCGGAAUACACAGGAUCCUUCGGAGGUGGCACAAUCAUUUCCAAACACCACAUCUUGACUUCUGCCAAGAACAUUGUUGGAUUCGUCCAAUGGGAAGUUGGAGUCGGCAGCAGCAUCUUCGACGAGCUAACACUCAUCAAGUCAACAAAUGCUACUUCCCAUCCUUUAUUUGACUACUUCACUUCCGUCAACGACAUCGGUAUCAUCAUCUUGCCUCAGCCUCUAGUGUUCACCUUCAAUGUCUACCCGGUGGCACUUCCGGAUUUGGACGCUCAACAGACGAAUCUUCUUCCUUUUGAAAAUGAAGAAGGCACAAUCGUGGGCUUUGGAUACACUACUGGCAUCUCAACGGGCCACUCGGACAUGCUGAUGCGCUCCUUCCAUCGAGUGACUUCGGACUCAGUUUGCGAACUGCUUUACCAGAACAUGCUUCCACAGCACUUCUGUGCCGAAGAUAACGUGAGGAACUCCAACAUAUGCGUUGGGGAUGUUGGGGUAGGUUUUGUCACUUACGUUCGCGGACGCCCGACCGUUACCGGAAUUGCUUCCUAUAUCAGGGAGGUUUGUGGGAACACAAGUCCAACGGGUUAUACCCGUGUCCAGUACUACCGCGAGUGGAUCACGAGUGUGACACAGUUGUGAUCAAGUGUAAAUAAAAUUGCAUUGCAUUUAAAUAUUA